Molecule: messenger RNA, 1817 nt
Organism: Andrographis paniculata
Lineage: Eukaryota; Viridiplantae; Streptophyta; Magnoliopsida; Lamiales; Acanthaceae
Product: chromatin assembly factor 1 subunit FAS2
Exons: 12
Coding region: 260-1627 (455 amino acids)
Biological process (GO): nucleosome assembly; DNA replication-dependent chromatin assembly
Cellular component (GO): CAF-1 complex; nucleus
Molecular function (GO): protein binding
Source: RefSeq, a predicted model, not a curated record
GUGAUAAAACCGGUUCGUUCGGUGGCAAAUCGGAACCGCCGGUUCCAACCGCUGGUUCGAGACCGAUUAGGCAAGUGUUGUGAGGGAGCAAUUCUUUCUGCUCGAAAUUCCCGCCAAAGUCCCAUUGUCGGUGCCUUCAAUCGAUUUCCCACUCAGAACCCUAAUUUCGUCUGUGGGGAGAACAGAGAAUAUUCCAUAGAAGCAAUCGUGAGAUUUGGUAACUGAUACGAUUGAAGUUUGAAGCGGGUCGAAAGGGAAAAUGAGAGGUGGAACCGUUCAGAUCAAUUGGCAUGAUACCAAGCCUGUACUCACCUGCGAUUUCCAUCCUAUCUCCGGCCUUCUCGCCACUGGAGGUGCUGACUUCGAUAUCAAGCUAUGGGCUACUGUUUCUGGUAUAGAGAAAAAGAAGGCCCCUGAAGUUACUUAUCAAAGCAGUCUGUCAUACCAUAGUUCUGCUGUAAAUGCACUUCGAUUCUCUCCUUCAGGCGAACAGCUUGCCUCUGGUGCUGAUGGUGGGGAGCUGAUUUUAUGGAAAUCGCAUACGACAGAAUCUGGUGAAGUAUGGAAAGUUCUGAAGUCAUUGAUGUUUCAUCGUAAGGAUAUCUUAGACCUACAGUGGUCUAAUGAUGGGACAUAUCUUAUUUCCGGUUCAGUUGAUAAUUCAUGUAUUAUAUGGGAUGCUAAUAAAGGCUCUGUGCACCAAAUCUUGGAUUCACAUUUCCAUUAUGUUCAAGGUGUAGCUUGGGACCCAUUGGGGAAGUACGCCGCAUCGCUCAGUUCAGAUCGAACUUGUCGUAUAUAUUUCAACAAGCCAUCUAAAACAAAAGGUGUUGAGAAGGCAAAUUAUACUUGUCAACACGUCAUCUCAAGAGCAGAAGCGCCGUCAACUGAUGAGUCUUCUAAGUCCACUAGAAGCCAUCUAUUCCAUGAUGAGACACUUCCUUCAUUCUUUCGAAGAUUGGCGUGGUCCCCAGAUGGAUCAUUUUUAGUUGUUCCCGCAGGUUGUCACAAAAGUACGCCUACUUCAGAGCCAAUCAAUACUGCUUAUGUACUUCCUAGAAAAGAUCUCUCAAGGCCUGCACUUAUGCUCCCAGGUGCUAGUAAACCUGUUGUGGCUGUAUGCUUUAGCCCGCUAAAAUUUAGUUUGCGGGGAUCAAACUCAUCUUCAAUUUUCAAGCUCCCCUAUCGCCUUAUUUUUGCAGUGGCCACUUUGAAUUCCUUGUAUGUAUAUGACACAGAGAGCAUUCAACCCAUAUUAAUUGUUGCUGGAGUACAUUACUCAGCCAUAACAGACAUCGCAUGGUCACCAACUGCUAAUUACUUAGUGUUGUCCUCCCAAGAUGGUUACUGCACACUACUUGAAUUUGAAAAUCUAGAACUCGGGUUGCCUUUAUCUUCAUCAGAAAAUCAAGUUGUAGCUGCUGCAAUUAAAAGCCCCGUUCCAGAAGCCACCAGUGUCGAUACACACCAUGUGCCUGUGAAUAGCGAGAAGGAGCGAGCAAGGAAUUCCCUAAAGGAGGAUGAUGAUGAUAAAGAUGGACAAAAAGCUUCACAAAGUACAGCAAUACCCUCGAAUCCAAGCAAGGGUGCUGCCAGGAGACGCAUUACUCCCACAGCAAUCAACUAGCUUAUAAGCAAGGGUGCUGCCAGGAGACGCAUUACUCCCACAGCAAUCAACUAGCUUAUCUUAUACCCUCUCUGUAAGAUCUCCCUAUCAUUAUAGCCAUUAUACACUCUUAUACCCAGUUCCCCUCAUGUUCAGAACAGUGACUUACAUGUCAUUUUGCGAAGACAAAUGGAAGUUAUUGAUAUUGAUG